Messenger RNA from Carassius gibelio (silver crucian carp), 761 nucleotides. It is a transcript of the gene akip1, whose product is annotated as A kinase (PRKA) interacting protein 1. Gene Ontology annotation, cellular component: nucleoplasm. The transcript is spliced from 5 exons. Bases 182 to 676 code for a protein of 164 amino acids. NCBI's taxonomy places the organism in Eukaryota, Metazoa, Chordata, Actinopteri, Cypriniformes, Cyprinidae. The record is from RefSeq and is a predicted model, not a curated record. Gene Ontology annotation, biological process: regulation of non-canonical NF-kappaB signal transduction.
CCAGCAACCCGUGGGUAAGGAGGAAAUACAUUUCAACUUUCACUUUAGCUGCACACGCCCCUCACUAACCUACAGCGGCAACAGUUUGGAAUUAUUGAUUGGAAUGCGUUUAUAGAGUCCAAAGAGCAAACAACGAAUAUUUUGGGCGACAUUGGAGCUGCUGUCCUGGACGAUUGUGUACAUGGCCAGUGAAUCCUGGUUGGAGUCUUCCCUGCGCCGUUCAUCUAAACUUGGGCAGGAGGUGUUGGAAAAAGCAAAAAGACGGUCUGUAAGCUGCUCAAGACCAAGACCACGCGUGCUCGGCCACAAUGAAAGGAACUCAGAGAGAGACAUUUUACAUUCAAACUUAGACCAUGCUUUUGCAAAAAUAGUGGAGUACAUGUCAGAAACUACCAGACAAUGCAAGAAGUUUUAUGAGACUGUGCACCAGGCUCAGCCCAGUGAGCGAGAACACAUCUGUCGCUACCAUUCCCAGCAGAUGUUGAGGACUGCAGACCAGAAACAGAAUGCAAGUGGAGCCAUCAAACAAGACGGUUCAUCAGAACCAGAGGAUUUUCUUAUUGAAGUGACUCCAGGCACCUAUUCCAUCACAGCAGCAAUGCAGGACACGGAGCCACAGACGAAAACUGUCCGCAUCAACGCUGGAGAAAGCAUGAGCCUUACAUUCAACCUCUGAACUGCACCUGUGUAUUAUAUGGGUGAAAUUCUGUGCCUUAAUUGAGGACUUGCUCAAAAUUUGCAACUAAAGCUAAAUGCACUGA